ACUUGUUAAAUUGUUACUUAUUUGGUGUUUUUUUUUUUUUUAACAAAUUAAAAUUGCAUUACUGAUAAUGCAUUCAUUUUGCUAAAUUAACAAUGUAUAAAUAAUUUAUACUACAUAGGUUAUUUUUUUUAAUCAAUUUUAAUAAAGUAUUUAAAUUUAUUUUAAAAGAAAUUAUAAUAUUUAAAUAAGACAUGGGUUGUUGUUUUCCAAAACCUUCUGACGGGAAAAUAAUACGUAAAGAUGAUUACAAAUCAAUUACCAUCGAAUCUAGUUCUGCUCAAAAUUCAUCCUCUUCGUUUGGAAAUGUACUUCAGUCAAAUAUUGGAGUGACAACACCAAGUACUGCUGAAAAAUCAUCUUGCUCAAAUAUAUUGCACCAAAAUAUAAAUGUACAUUCAAAUAUUAGAGUAAAUGAAUCAUCAAAUGCUAUUCAAAAUUCAAAUUCAUCAUAUAGAUCAAAUGAAUCUAGAAAAACUUUAAGCCAAAAUGAUAAAGUUGAUUCUUCACAAUAUGUACCAAUAAAUAAACUUAGAACUGAACUAGAUAAAAAUAAUGGUAAAAUAUAUCCCUUAACUAAAAUUGUUACUCAAAAUAGUACAAUUAAUACUGUUCCAGCAUCGUUAAUGUAUCAAUAUAGAAAUGCAUUUAAUCAAAAUAAUGUUUCAACGAUUAUUACGAAUACUAAUACAAAUUUAACAUCAUUACCUGAAAUACAAAAAAGUAAGCAAAAUGAUAAACUAGCUAAGCCUAAAAUUAUUCGAAACUCAACUUCUUCGCAUAUACCAAACCAAUUUCAUAUUGCACACAUCCAAAAUAAUAGAAGAAUAAGUCCUUCUACUAAUCAAAGUUCUUUCUCUGUUCAAAAUACAUUUGCUUCACAUGCUUCAAAUCAAAUUAAGGAAAAUGGUGCAAGUUCGUUAACUUCAAGAAAAUUAAAUCAAUCAAAACAUCAAAAUAACCAUUCCAGAUUCAUUUCAAAUACUAGUUCAAAUUUAACAUCAUCUCCAGUAGUACACGAAAAAAAAUUUGGAGAUGGGAAACGUAUAAUACUUUCUAAACCUGUAAUGCAACUGUUACAAUUACUUUUUGAAGAUGAUUUUGAUAAUGAUCAUCAAAAAGCAUUACUUAAAUUAAAGAAACUUGAAACAACUAUAAAAUUACUAUCAAAAGAUGAACCCGAUUAUGAAAUGAUUUGUAAAUAUGUAAAAAAUUCUCAAGGACCAACACAUUCUUUUAAAGUAUCAAUUGAACAUAUAUAUGUAGGAUACAGAUGGGGAAAAUUAAAAGAUUUCAAGCCACUCAAAAAAUUAGGAAAUCGAAAAUUGUUAUGGCACGGUACACAAAUAUCAAAUUAUAUUUCAAUAUUGUCAAGUGGUUUGCUAACACUACCACCGUCUAAUGUUUCGGUGACUGGCAAAAUGUUUGGCAAUGGUAUUUAUUUUGCUGAUGUAAUUACUAAAUCUGCACAAUAUUGUAAAGCUAGUACAACCGAUCCAUAUGGUCUUUUGAUAUUAGCUCAAGUAGCAUUAGGUGAUGAGUAUGUUCUAACAAAAAGUGAAAAGAUUGUAAAUCUACCAUAUGGUAAAAAUUGUGUAAAAGGAAUUGGUAAAUAUCAGCAUAGAGAAAAUGAGAACAUUCGUACAAAAUAUGGUGUUGAAGUUCCUUGUGGUACACUUGAAUUAAGACACGAUAUAAAUACAAGUUUACGUUAUAAUGAAUAUGUUGUAUAUAAUCCUGAGCAAAUUCUUUUUGAAUAUUUAGUUUUAGUAAAGUUUGAUUAUUAAGAGAGAAAAAUUUGUACAAAAAGUUUGAUAGCAAUUAUUAUGAAUUCAUUGCAUUCUUUUUUUUUUAUUUUUAUAUCUAUGUAUACAUUUAUAUAUGUAUGUUUGUAAUGUAUAUGUAUGUAUGUAUACAAAAGUUUCCAUAAAUAAAAAAGCAGCGAUAAUAUUUACGGUAGAA
Condylostylus longicornis is the source of this 1959-nucleotide messenger RNA. RefSeq lists its product as uncharacterized. The record is from RefSeq and is a predicted model, not a curated record. The transcript has 4 exons. Gene Ontology annotation, molecular function: NAD+ poly-ADP-ribosyltransferase activity. Lineage: Eukaryota; Metazoa; Arthropoda; Insecta; Diptera; Dolichopodidae. Bases 192 to 1784 code for a protein of 530 amino acids.